Diospyros lotus (date-plum) is the source of this 1383-nucleotide messenger RNA. RefSeq names its product BON1-associated protein 1-like. Lineage: Eukaryota; Viridiplantae; Streptophyta; Magnoliopsida; Ericales; Ebenaceae. The record is from RefSeq and is a predicted model, not a curated record. Gene Ontology annotation, biological process: defense response. The transcript has a single exon. The coding region runs from base 325 to 942 and encodes 205 amino acids.
AUUCCACAGCCUCAAUUUGCAUGAAAGUUCCACUCUCUCUGUCUCUCAUAAAGUAGUAGUUGUCGGCUUAUUGAGCAGUGGAAGCGCCAACCCUUUUAAAUUUUCUCUCCCAUUUCCACACCAAGGAAGCUGCUUCUCACCAACCUUUGAAACUCCCCAGAAAUCUCUCUCUCUCUCUCUCUCUCUGAGUUCACCCUACUUUUACACAUAAAUAUUCAAAUGCCAGUCCAUUUGCAAAGACUGAUCCAUCUAUACAUAGAUUAUAUAUUGAUCAAUUGAAGAAACUAAACUCUUAUUUUAUAUAUAUAUUGAUAUUGUUUGAUCAUGGAGAUCACAGUCAUAUCAGCCGAAGGUCUCAUCAACAACACAUCCAAGCCGCUCUUCUCCCACCGUCUCAGGCCCUUCGCCACCGUUACUGCUCCGCCGUGUUCAUCCAGAACCGCCGCUGCCGGCGACAAGCCCAACCCGGUUUACAGAACAAGGGUGGACGACGAAGGCGGGAAGAACCCUAAUUGGGGCGACAAGUUUGUAUUACCAAUCGAUGCAAACUUUUUAUACCAAAGCCAGUGCUCCAUAUUCGUUGAAUUGUACACCAAGCUUCUCACCGGCGGCCAUUCUCAACUGGGUUGGUGUCAGAUUCCGGCGUUUGAUAUCCUGGAUGGGUUGACGCCGCCGGGCUCCGUGCGCCACCUGAGUUACAGGCUGCGCGCCAGGGACGGUUCGAAGGGCCACGGAGUUGUGAAUCUUGCGGUGAAGUUGGAGGCUUCGGUUUCGGCGAGAAACUCGCGGGAGAUGGGUUUGGGUCAGACGGUGAUGGGUUUUCCUGCCGCUGUUGUGGCGGCGGCGGCGGCCGGCGGAGGAGAGAAUGGUCAGUUGGAUGUUAGAUGUAAAGAGGGAAACAAGAAGGCGACAGGUCAACCAAUGCAACGGUUUGGAUCUUAGUGUGUAUGUAUUGGAAGUUUUUGUUUUUUUUUGAUAAUUGGAUAUUAAGAUGUGAUGUGUGAUCAUCCAACCUCAUUUAUCUAAACCAGACUUAGGGCUACCCCCCACCAAUUUCUAUUUGAAUCAGCGAAGCAAAGAACUGAACCUAAAAUAGUAAUAGAAGAAAACAAAAUAUUUGGACGAAAUGUUUGGUGAUAUCUUUACGAGCUGAAGAAUAUAUAUUGUGAGUUCUAGACAAAUCAAAAUAGGCUAUACAGGGGUGGAUCCAAGAUUGAGAUUAAGAGAGGCUGAAGCCCGUGCAGACCCCCUCUAGAUCAGUGGAUGGAACAAUAGAAACAAUAGACUCAUUUGAACAGAGAUUGAGGCCCAUAUAGGCUGCCCAGAUCCGUCCUUGAGACUAUACACGUAAAUGGCAAUGUCCUACAACAAAUGUUGAAUAAA